This is a messenger RNA of Protopolystoma xenopodis, 339 nucleotides long. NCBI's taxonomy places the organism in Eukaryota, Metazoa, Platyhelminthes, Monogenea, Polystomatidea, Polystomatidae. The record is from the annotation of a GenBank genome assembly.
CGCACAACGAUUUUGAGACAAUAGCCUCCGGCAACGCCAGCUCAGAUAGUGCCUCUUGCUGCCCUUGUCAUGGCGAUGGCGUCAACUCUUGCCCUCAUUGUUGCUCCUGUUCUGGCGACCACUUCUGCUGCAGCAGAACAUGCAGUUGUGGAAUUGGCAGUCUCAGCGGUCAUGUUUGCCCUGGUCAUGGAAACCGGAUUGGCGCCACAAGAGAAAGCGAGCACAGGCCGGCAUUUGUAGGUGAACACUGCAGUCACAGUUUGCCCUGUUCCUCAGCUGCCUCAUGCUCCUCACCCUCAUCCUCGUCGUCGUCCUCCUCCGCCGCAUCGUCUCACUCUU